Messenger RNA from Centruroides sculpturatus (bark scorpion), 1173 nucleotides. RefSeq lists its product as uncharacterized. The record is from RefSeq and is a predicted model, not a curated record. The transcript has a single exon. Gene Ontology annotation, molecular function: nucleic acid binding. The coding region runs from base 240 to 941 and encodes 233 amino acids. NCBI's taxonomy places the organism in Eukaryota, Metazoa, Arthropoda, Arachnida, Scorpiones, Buthidae.
GUGAUGACUUGUGCAUAUGUCCUGCGCUUGUGUUGAUGGUUGUGACUUCGUUGAGUGACAGACAUGCCUCUACAACGCAUUUGAUGGCCUUACACUCAGUUAAGUGAGUUUGAGAGAGGUCGCAUCGUUGAAUUGAGAGAAGGAGGAUGGUCAUACCGCCUAAUUGGCCACCAUCUGAACCGUUCUGAUGGAACUGUUAGGAUGUGUUAUGAGCAGUGAGUACGUAGGGGUACGCAUGAAUGGCAAACAGGUUCCAGAUGCCAUCGACAGACCACCAGGAAGGAGGAUCGUCUCAUUGUAUGUCAAGCACAGACAGUGCCUACAGCUUCAUCAUCUACCAUUCAUGCAGCAGUGGCACCUGCAUUACGGAACCAUGUAUCCAGCCGCACCAUUUCCAGGCACUUAGUAGAAGGCGAAUUGGUCGCUCAACACCCAGUAUGUGUUCUACCAUUAACAGCCACCCACCGACGCCUCCGUCUGCAGUGGUGUCGUGCACAACAAUCAUGGACAGCUACCGAUUGGCAGCAUAUUGUCUUCAGGGACGAAUCCCGCUUUUUUUGGGGGCUCACGAAGACCGUGUGAGGGUAUGGCAGCCUGCUGGUCAACACGUCAACCCAGCCUAUACUGUGGAGUGGCACACGGGCCCAACCCCCAGUGUUAUGGUGUGGGGAGCCAUAACAUAUGACAGUAGGACACCUCUAAUUGUCAUGCGUACUACCCUCACAGCCCAACGAUAUGUGCAAUACAUCCUCCAGCCACAUGUGUUGCCCCUCAUGGCAGGGCUUCCGACAGGCAUAUUCCAGCAGGAUAAUGCCCGGCCACACACCACAGCGGUCUCCCAAGCAUGCCUACAUAACAUUGCCACACUUCCUUGGUCUGCACGAUCUCUAGAUUUAUCGUUAAUCGAACAUGUGUGGAACCACCUGGGACGCCAGCUGUGACAGCCACGGGAUAUGAUGCAUCUUGAGUCCCAGUUGCAUCACGCAUGGACAGAUAUGCCGCAGAACAUUAUACACAACCUUUAUGCCUCCACGCCAAGGUAUAUCACAGCUUGUAUCCGCACUAGAGGCGGCCCAAUGGGAUAUUAGCACUUGCACUGUAUUGCACAUCACUGCACAAUAAAGUAUGUUUUUGUUUUAUGGUUGCAACCAUAUGCCUGUCUAGCUAUGACAA